AUGUGGUUGUUGAAAUGUGUGAAGCCCCUGCAGCGUGCGAGGAGUCGAAUAUACGGAACCAUGCACGAGCCCCUUGACCAUGUGACUGGCAUUCAGAAACGCGAGCUAUUGGCGCACCUCGCCGGAGAGUGUGACCCCUUCCGUAUAAUGCCCAUUAAGAAAGGUCCCGGGACUUACGAAUGCCCAAACCUAAUCCCUAGCGCGUUCGCCAGUCGUCUCGUCGGCUGCGUGUGCAAGCCCCACGCCAUGCACAUAGAGUGGAUGUGGGUGCACAUGGGCUGGCCGCGGCGCUGCGGCUGUGGCUACUGGUUCGAACUGUGCCCCAUUGUGCCGCUGUGAUGCUGUGAUAUCGCCGUGAUAAUUUGUUUAAUUAUUAAAUAAUGUAUGGUAGCUUUAAA
Molecule: messenger RNA, 398 nt
Organism: Bicyclus anynana (squinting bush brown)
Lineage: Eukaryota; Metazoa; Arthropoda; Insecta; Lepidoptera; Nymphalidae
Product: cytochrome c oxidase subunit 5B, mitochondrial-like
Exons: 2
Coding region: 1-339 (112 amino acids)
Biological process (GO): mitochondrial electron transport, cytochrome c to oxygen
Cellular component (GO): mitochondrial envelope
Source: RefSeq, a predicted model, not a curated record